Messenger RNA from Syngnathus acus (greater pipefish), 5206 nucleotides. RefSeq names its product par-6 partitioning defective 6 homolog beta (C. elegans) (gene pard6b). Gene Ontology annotation, molecular function: protein kinase C binding. NCBI's taxonomy places the organism in Eukaryota, Metazoa, Chordata, Actinopteri, Syngnathiformes, Syngnathidae. The record is from RefSeq and is a predicted model, not a curated record. Gene Ontology annotation, biological process: regulation of cellular localization; establishment or maintenance of cell polarity; centrosome cycle. Gene Ontology annotation, cellular component: cell cortex; nucleus; apical plasma membrane. Bases 270 to 1469 code for a protein of 399 amino acids. The transcript is spliced from 3 exons.
AGAGAGAGCACAAUCUGACUGCCACUGAGCGACAGCGCAGUACAGUAGCCGCUACCAGCGUACCGGUGUCCGGCGGUGGGCCAGCCAGUAUGUCGGGGAACAAGCUGAGGAGCUCCUGGGCUACUCGACGGUAGCCAGUCAUCGUUUAUCUUCGACGGACUACACAAACGCUGACGCCGGCUGGGAUUUAUACCUCCCCCCGCCACCUACUUGAAGGGUAUCGGACGGAUUCAGCUCUUUGGGUCCUGAGCGGAGGUCCGCGGCGAAACAUGAACAAGAACCACCGAGUGCCGAGCAACCGUUCUCUGAGUGCCGUGGAGGUGAAGAGUAAGUUUGGUGCAGAGUUUCGCCGGUUCUCUCUGGAUCGCUCGAAGCCCGGCCGCUUUGAUGAGUUCUACGGCCUCCUGCAACACGUGCAUCGCAUCCCCAAUGUGGACUUGCUGGUGGGUUACGCCGACAUGCACGGCGACCUGUUGCCCAUCAACAAUGACGACAACUACCACAAGGCCAUCUCCACGGCCAGCCCCCUCCUCAGACUCUUCCUGCAGAGGAAAGAGGAAGCGGAUUAUACAACCUUUGGUACCGAUUCGCUGACAAGAAAGAAAAACACGGUCCUCUCGUCAGUUCUUCUUCGACCCGAUGCCAACAGGAAAAAGCCGCCAGUUAUCAUCAGCCUCCCGAGAGAUUUCCGCCCCGUCUCGUCUAUCAUAGACGUGGACAUCCUGCCCGAGACGCACAGACGCGUGCGGCUGUACAAGCACGGCCAGGAAAAGCCUCUGGGCUUCUACAUCCGCGACGGCUCCAGCGUGCGGGUCACGCCGCAGGGCUUGGAGAAAGUCGCCGCCAUUUUUAUCUCCCGAAUGGUUCCCGGCGGCCUGGCAGAAAGCACCGGUCUUCUGGCAGUCAACGAUGAGGUCCUGGAGGUGAACGGCAUCGAGGUAGCCGGCAAGUCACUGGACCAAGUGACGGAUAUGAUGAUCGCAAACAGUCACAACCUCAUCAUCACCGUCAAGCCGGCCAAUCAGCGGAACAACAUCGUCCGGGGCGGGGGCGCGGCUUCCGGCAGCUCGGGGCGGUCCUCGGACAGCGGGGCCAGCUACUACGGCUACUCUUCAUCGUCCGGGCCUGCCGCCAGCUCGUCCGGCCCCUCGCACAUCAUCCAGAACUUCCCCGUUGGCGAGCUGGAGAGCGACGAGGAUGACGAGGACCUCGUUAUCGAGGCAGGGGGCGGCGCCGAGCCAGUCAACCGCACGCUGUCCAAUUACAGCAUGCCCCCGCUGCCUCUCUACGAGCCACACCUCAACCUGCGAGCGUCCGCUUCGCCGCCGCCACCCUUCGCCCUGAAUGGCGCCGCACUGGCCCACGGGAGCAGCGGCUCACUAAGCAAGGCCGGAUCCUCCGCGCCGUCACCUGACAGAGCCACGAGGAGGCGGAGUCUCGAAGAGGAUGGGACUGUAAUAACACUGUAAACCCGCCAAACAGGCACUACAUUUGAGUACUUCCAUACACUCAGUACGUUUACAAGACGUUAGCUAAAUCCUUUUUUUUUUUAGUCUGGCUCAAACAUAAACACGUUAUACCAUACCAUAUAUACAAAAACUCACUUUGACAGCAGACUUCCUUGACACCAAUUCAUAUUUCGACAGGGCUUUGGUGAUAUUUUCGGGCAUUUCAGAAAGAUUGAGUGAACCACCAAUAUAUCUGGGAUUACUGUAUUUACAGCAUGUAAACAAGCAAAUCAAACCAGGUCAGACUAAGACAAUGUGCACAUGCUUUGACUGCAAGGCAGACAAGCAGCCGGCAGACCAGGAAGAACAUCUGGCUUCAUGCAUCCAUCCCACUUACCAAAAACACGAAUAACAAACAUGUCAGUUGUAACAUACGUCAAGUGUAGAGCGUGAACCAAGCAUGCACAGUUGGAACAAAUCACUGUUCACCAGCCAACGUGUUGAUUGAUUUUAUGAUUAUUACAGAAAAAGACCACAUCUAGGUGCACAGGAGGCAGCCACAACCUGUUAAAGAACAAUGCAAGUAAUCUGCUGGAGCAAACGGCAUGUAAACGUACUGAGCGACACGUUGAGAGGGAGCCACGGGCCAGCCAUUGAUGCCGCCGACUUUGACGGAGAAGCACAAUGACUUGUAAAUAUUCAAUCUGGACACAAAGGCUAUUUAAAUGUUUGUACGUCCUAACAUUUACAUGUAAAACGCCACACCCCGAGACUGUAGUGCCCACUUAUCAUGGCACUACAGAGGCUGUGGGCACAACACACACACACGAAAUGCCUAAAGGUGUUACUCAUAGAAAAAGCUCCCUCCAAAUCCAGGUACCUACUGCACCUCCCUCUAAGCCUCCUGAAGCACUUUUUUAUAUUCAAGCUUCCUCUAGGGGGCAAAAGUGAGCCCCGUCGUGCCCUUGUGUCUUAUGAAUAGAUGAGCGUUUCCCCAGCAACACGCCCGUGACACAAACAAGGCUCCCCCCCUUCCCCUCGCACGACAAUCGUCCGCAAGAACAUUGCAGCAAAGUCACCAAAGCUGCCUUCUGCAAAAAUAAUAACAGUAAUAAUAAUAAUAACAAUGAUGAUAAUGUUUUUAUUCAAGCACAAAAUAAGUCUGGGCCUCUUAGCCUCGGAUCAAGAAGUGCUGAUUUUAAUAAGUCAGCUACCGGCCUGUUAAAAAUCAGGCCUGCAUUUAUCUACUUUGUAUUCAGUUCAAUGAAUUUAAUAUAUUUGUGGCAUUUUCAACAAAGCCCCCCAAGGAUCAAGAAUUUUUCCAAUGUAUUUUUUGCCAUGCUGAAAUGGGCUCCUUUUGAGAGCGGUUCUAAUGAUUCCAUGAGCAAGCCUCCAUCCCGAGUUGCUUACUGUGCAGUGUGGAAAACAGCAGAGAUUCGAUUUAUCAAUUUUUGUGACAGUGUGACACCUGUUUGUAUACAAGUCAGUCUUCCAUAUGAUGUCCUUUUUAAGCCUUUCGUGGGUGGACAGUCUUCAUAUUUCUUUCAUAUUUAUCCUCUUCUGGCAGCAUCACAAAAGUAAAAGAUGCAAUAAGGCCAAAGAAAAACCACUUGUAGCUACUACCUUGAAAAUGCUCAGAGAUUAAGUGUUGCACGGCCACUCAUGAAAGUUGGACCUCCAUGCCCCCCCCCCCCUCCACAGAACUUUCCGGAACCAUUUGGAAUGGUUAUGGUCCACUGUAUUUGGGGUGAUUUUUGCCCCUGUUACUGAAUAUUCCAUGACAAGGAAAAGAACCACCUCCCACUGCAUUCGUGUAAAACAAAUGUUUUUUUUUUUUUUUCUUUUGUUGAUCCUCCCCCACAUACUUCCUGGACCUCGACUCUUUGUACAGUAAAUGUAUCUGGGUCAAGUCCACAGUUGACUGGUAUGUGUCCUCACCAGUGUUUCAAUUCUCUUUUAAAGUCCUGAGACGUUAAAAGCAUUCCAUAAUGGAUAGUUGGACCCGAUUGAAACAUUUGAUUGCACCACUGUGACACACAACCUUGUCUUUUGAGGCUCUUUUGACCCUAGCUAACAAAAGUAAAAUAGAUAUUGUACUAUUUUAAAGAGGCAAAAUGGUGUUUAAGGUGUCUUGCAGAGCUUUCCACUGUAUCCUUGACAAAUGCACUGGUCAACAGCAAAUUUGAAUCGGAGAUGGCUUUAUGUGUCUAAAUGUGGUUUUGACGCUGAUUUUUUUUUUUUUUCUAGCACAUCAUGUUUUUGAGAUAUUUGCAUUUCUUGUUUUGACCUAUAAAAGCUUUGCACUGGAUUUUACUGUGUUUCAGCAAAAUAAUAAUUCCACCUGUCGCUGAACCUCCCUCCCCCUUAAUUCUUCACCACCACUAAAUUUAUGAUUUUAUUUCAUGUUGUUAUUGUUAUGAAAACCUGAUGUGCUACUGAAAAAAAGAACAAAUUCAGAAUUAAAAAGUUGAUCUAGAAAAGUUCACGUGCAUCUCUGAUGAGAAAGGUGUAAAAAAAUGGUUGACCAAUGAUGUGUGCAAUUUGACAGCCUCCACAUGUACGAUGAAAUGAGAGCAAUUUUGGGCUCGAUUUUGUUUUUGGUUUUUUUUUCUGCGGCAGCAGUUAAUACGUCUUGCCUGUUUCCCAACCUUUUUUGUAUCAAGGUACAUAUUUUUCUUCAAAACAUCUCAAGCCACACACAUGAAAGUCCCAAAAAGUGGGUAACCAUUUUAUUAUGCACGUCGUUGGCAUACAUAGACAAACAAAGGCACAUUAUUUGGAUCAAAUAAGCUUCUGUCUAAUUCCGUUGGAUUGGGGAAUAUCCAGCGGUCCACCCAAUUAAGUGUGAACAUGAGUGUGUCUAGGCGUGUCCUGUGAUCAACUGGCAAACAUUCCAGGGUUUAGUCCCCAAAGAAAGCUGGGAUAGACUGGAGCUCACCUGCGACCUCAAUGAGGAAAAGCUCAUAAGAUAUGUUUCUCCUGCUUACACACGUCCACACAAGUUUUGGUUUUACAUAAUGCUUCUUACGAUUGCAAUCGAAUGAGCCUGUUUAGCCUAUGAUGAUGUCUGACCGGAAACACUUUUAAUGUUUGGUCUCGUGUGGCACCUGCUACCAUCUGUCACUCCAGCAGUAACAAAGCAAAAGAAAAUCAAUUUUGAAUUAUUGUAUUUAACUGGACCACAGGACACUGGGAUUGUAACUGCAGAGACACUGUUAUUUAUUCUCUAAUCAUGUCUAUUUCUGGAGUAUUUUCAUUCUUUGAACACUUUGUAUGACUUUUUAAAGUAACCAAGACCUUUUUUUUGUGCAUUCUUGAUAUUUUUGUUUGAGAAAAUCUCAUGGUAGAUAUAUUUGACCGAUGGAGAUGAUUUUUUGUAGCUGACUGUUGUUUUUGCUUAAACAACUGUUUUUUUUGGGGGGGGGAGACACUAUUUUUUUCAUACUGUGAAUUCUUAUUUUAAAGCAGAACAUUUUGAUAUUUGAGCCCCCUCUCCUCUCUCUCUGUGUCUCUCAAUUUUUAUUUUUGUAAAGAAGUGAUUGAGCAAUGGCAUUCGUUUGCCAGAUAAAUGCUAUGGUAUAUAUAGAUUUGUAAUGAAGAUUGUCUGUAUUUUCAUAAUAAUGCUUUAAAUGAUGUACAUUUUUAUCCCAUAGUGACUACAUUUUAAGACUCUUCUGGAGCUGUACGAAUAAAUAGAUGUACGCCUGUAAUUAUCGAUUUGAGGAGCUGAAUAAAAAUAAAGAGGUAUAUGUAGUAGC